Triticum turgidum subsp. durum (durum wheat) is the source of this 1002-nucleotide messenger RNA. NCBI's taxonomy places the organism in Eukaryota, Viridiplantae, Streptophyta, Magnoliopsida, Poales, Poaceae. The record is from the annotation of a GenBank genome assembly.
AUGGAGCCGGCGGAGGUGGAGGCGGGAGGCGGCAUCGCCGCCGCGAGGAGCAGCCCGGCCGCCGUGCAGGCCACCAACGACGACGCCGCGGCGAGCAAGCUGUCCUGUGUUACCAAAGGGUACAUGAAGGAUGAUUACGUGCACCAUUUUGUUAGGCGGACAACAAAAAGGGCUCCAAUAAUCAAUCGUGGCUACUAUGCCCGCUGGUCUGUUCUUAGGAAACUUAUGCUCCAGUUCCUCAAUGCUGGGAGUGGUAGUGAUGAUCACAAGAGGAAACAGAUAUUAUCUCUUGGCGCUGGCUUUGACACGACAUUUUUCCAGUUGCAGGAUGAAGGGCUUGCUCCAUACCUUUAUGUAGAGCUGGAUUUUCAGGAGGUAACCAGCAAAAAGGCUGCCAUCAUCAACCACUAUAAUGACAUGAAGGAAAAAUUAGGACCUGAUGCUUCUAUUUCAAUAGAAAAAGGCGAAGUGACGAGUACAAAUUACAAGCUAUUUUCUGCUGAUAUUCGUGAUAUACCGAAGCUAGAUGCAGUUAUUCACAUGGCUGAAAUGGACCCAAGCUUGCCGACCUUUAUAAUUGCAGAGUGUGUUCUAAUUUACUUAGAUCCAGCUUCAACUGAUGCUAUUGUUAGUUGGGCAUCCGAGAAGUUCUCCAGUGCAAUUUUUUUCUUAUAUGAGCAGAUCCAUCCAGAUGAUGCAUUUGGGGAGCAAAUGAUUAGGAAUCUUGAGAGUAGAGGAUGCCCCCUCCUUGGCAUAAAUGCUACACCAACCUUAAGUCACAAGGAAAAACUUUUUCUCGAUCAUGGAUGGAAGAGAGCUGUUGCCUGGGAUAUGCUGAAAAUAUACAAUGAUUUCAUUGACGGUGGAGAAAGGCGUAGGAUUGAGCUGCUAGAGCUGUUUGAUGAGUUUGAAGAGUGGCAUAUGAUGCAGGAACACUAUUGUGUUGCAUAUGGGAUAAACGACCCCGAGGGGAUAUUUGACGAUUUCGGGUUCAAGGAGUAG